Molecule: messenger RNA, 861 nt
Organism: Exserohilum turcica Et28A
Lineage: Eukaryota; Fungi; Ascomycota; Dothideomycetes; Pleosporales; Pleosporaceae
Exons: 3
Coding region: 1-528 (175 amino acids)
Source: RefSeq, a predicted model, not a curated record
AUGGCGGACGUCGAUGCUGCCCCUGGUUCCCACACCAUGAGCCUGCCUGGUGAUGGUGGUGGUGGCGGUGAUCCUCCUCGGAGGGGUGCCGACCUCCCCCGCUCGCAUGCGCAGUCUUUCAACAAGCUUCGUGUCGCCUUUUGGGAGGCGUAUGAGGCUGCCCUCUCCCAGGGCCUGAACCCUCCCUCCACUCCGUCCCGCUCCAGCUUAGCCUCGUCCGCCCUCGUCCCCUAUGCUCCCCCAUCUUCCAGUCACUCCCGUGUUUUGCAGGACCUGGCUCCUGCCCUGAACGGUAUCGCAGCCAGCAUUCAAGGAAUGCUCGAUUCGCAGCGUGAGGUGGCUCACCAGCUCACUACCACUCAGAACCUGCUCCUCGGUCGUACCGCUCCCGGCUCGCCUACCCCCCGCCCCCGUGGCCGCAUCGAAGCGCGUCGUUCCCGCAGCCCCGAGGAUACUGAGGAUGAGGAGGAGUUCCGUCGGUUCCGUGAGGAGCGCUCAAGGCGUCGCGACGUGUAUCGUCGUCGUUGAGUCGCCUUCGCCUCUGCAUCCAUCUGCUUGCCUUUCUGUCUAGGCCGGUGGCGUUUCGCUGCCGCGCGUCCCCCCCUGCGCCACAUGGUGGCUGCGGGGUGCCACCUGGGGCACUUCUUACCGGACUAUGGUGAAAUAGUGUCACUGUUAUGGAUUUCUUGUCGCGACUUCGUGUCGCCUCUAGGCUAGCUUCCUUAGUGGAAGUCGCGUGUGCCACCUAGGGCAUCAUGUACUAUACUGAGAUUUCUUCGCAUGCCUAGGCUAGCACCUUCCUAGUGUUGCGACGGCCGCCUAGGGGCAACUGUACAAAAAUGAAAUGUUCCUAUACUUACC